This is a messenger RNA of Ooceraea biroi (clonal raider ant), 2394 nucleotides long. It is a transcript of the gene dup, whose product is annotated as chromatin licensing and DNA replication factor double parked. The record is from RefSeq and is a predicted model, not a curated record. Gene Ontology annotation, molecular function: DNA binding; DNA polymerase binding. Gene Ontology annotation, cellular component: nucleus. Gene Ontology annotation, biological process: DNA replication preinitiation complex assembly; regulation of DNA-templated DNA replication initiation; mitotic cell cycle. NCBI's taxonomy places the organism in Eukaryota, Metazoa, Arthropoda, Insecta, Hymenoptera, Formicidae.
AUGUCGCAGCCAACGGUGACGGCGUACUUUAACACACGUAAACGACAGGCGAGUGAUGAUUUACGUGGUAAGUCGAAAGUUUUGCUGAUCGAGCGAGAUUACGCGAAUAGCCGAACGCCGACGAAUCCAGAAAAUUCAGAGGAAACCGUUUCGGAUGAGACCAGUGCGAGAACGAGUCCGAAAGUCAUGCUGAGAGAUACACCCGCAAGCUUGAGAGAAGGUACCCGUGCCAACAAAGUUGUUCGCAACAUUCAAUUCGAUUCUCCGAAAACGAGUAGAUCGAGAGCGCGCGUCGCGCGUUCCCGCACUGCGUCUUCGAACGGUGGGCAGACGGACAUUAGAGAUAGUCUGCUGAAGAUGGGGAGCGGUGAGCAGGAGACGAAGACAGUGUCCUUCGAGAAGAAAGGUGCUCUCAGCCCGAAGAAGAAACACCCACAAACUCCUAAGAAGAAUCUCCAAGCUGCUCCAAACGAUAAUAAGGAGGCUGAGAAGGAACAGGAUGCUUGUGAUUCGCUCACUCCGUCCUCGUCGAAGAACUUGACGAUGAGAAAAUUGGUGAAUGAAAAUUUAAGUUUAUCCGAUAUCAAGAACAGAAUUAACAAGUCUUCUAGAUUGACGGAGCUGAAGGCUGCGAUGCAACGGAUUAUGGAGCAUGAUCAGAAACUGAAGCAGCUGCAGCAAAAACAGAAUGAUGCCAAGAAACCUCAGAUACAGAAGUUUGAAAAGAUAGAGCUGGAAGUUCCUGUCAGCCCAAAGAAAGGGUACAAAUCACCAACCAAGGCUUUGUUAACUCCAACGAAGAAUAAAAAUCUCUUGAAGACAGCUAGUCCGCAGAGGCGAAUAUUAUUUGAGCCUAAAGAAGCGACACCGAGUCCAGCAAAAUCUAGCCCUGCUAAGAGCUACGAAAGAUAUUUGUCAUUGGCUGAAACCGAAGUACCCGCGUUAACAUUGCCAUAUAACUACAGAUUCCUGGCUGAAAUAUUCAGAUGUGUAGAGACUGUUUCAGCAAUGCUGUUUAAUAGGAAGGAAUUGAUAACAUUCAAUAAACUGAGACCCGCAGUUCAGGAGUUACUGCGGCGCAAUUUUACGCAAGAUCAUCUUGCGCAGAUGAAAACCAUUUAUCCUGAUGCAUAUAGUUUUCAUCAAGAGAAGCAUCGAAAUUUUGGUUCAGUGUCUAAGCAAGAGAAAUACGAGCUUGUUUUAACGCCAAUAGUUGAGACAAGUAGUGGCAGAAAUACGCCCGACGCGGAUAAUGUAUUGAAGACGGCAUCUGACAGUAGCAUGAAUCCUACCAUAUUGCUGCAGAGAAGGAAGAAAUUUUAUAACGUUUUAUUAGAGAGAGUGAAAGACGAACAUGAGAAAUUCUUAUUAAGCUUUGAUAGUCCGAGAUUGAUGAACAUACCAAGAGAGAAAAUAAUACGUUGGCAUCCUGAGUUUGAUGUGGAGUCGUGCAAAGAAAUUGAGAAAGCUGAAUUACCGCAACCUCUUGACACCGAAAAGCGGACCGCGAAAGAUGUUCUCGACAAAGCUAAAUCUUUGUUCAGCUGUGGCACACGCAUGGAGAAAGCAUUGCAGAGAUUAGCUGAGGCAAAUUUGACUUCAAAACCCAAAUCCCCAUCCCCUACGCAAGAUUCUCAAACUCAAACUGCUGGAGAUAAUAUUCGACAAGUUAAUAUUGCCAUUGUCGAUACUCCACCGACUACGCCGUCCACACAAACUGCAUAUGUUAAUACGCUGUUUAGAGGAAUUCCCAAAGCUCUGCUCGAGAAGGUUCGUGCUAAGCAGGCGGCCAAGGCAUUAGAAGCAAUGACGAGAACACCUACCGCAAGUAAAGAGGCUGCACUGUACUCCAGACUUCCUGAAUUGGCGAAGCUUCUUCGUAACAUUUUCGUCGCGGAAAAGAAGGGCGUACUUCCAAUGGAAACGGCGAUACAAAAGUUGGACAAUUCUUUCAGAACGAAACUAACACCGCAAGAAAUGGAGGAGCAUAUACGGCAACUGUGCAAACUGCUGCCUAUGUGGAUCGGUAUACACAAUGUGCGGAAGGUGGAUUAUGUGAAAUUGGACAGAAAUGUUGAGCUUGCUAAGGUGGUCAAACGAUUAGAAAUUCUAGCCAACGAUAAAGUCAAGUUAGCAUCAUGAUUAUAUAUUCCGAGACAUUAUUUUGGAUGCUUGUAUUUUUAUCCGAAUAAUCUAUUGCUGCCUGUAAGUUAAAAAAUUUUGUAUAUUUACAUUUUAUGAUCUUAUAUGAGUUUUGAAACAUAAUUGAAUAAUGUAUGUUUUAUAUAUAACGACGUCGUCAUUUGUUUUCCACGUUUCACUUUGUGUAUUUCUGAAUGUGAGACCGAUUUAUGAAAUAUAAAAUGAAACAAGAUUGUUUCCACUGUUAUUAGA